GGCUUGGACACCUGGCAUAUCUCAGCCCUCGUGCUUCCUUCGGGUGGCAUGGCAGCUAGGCACCGAAAGGGUGCAACAGCUGAACAAUUCAAUCCAAUCGUCCUACUUUUGAAUGGAGUUAAGGUUUACAACUUGACAGCAAAUAGAGCAUUGCCCGAGUGGGCUUCGAGGGCGGAGAAACGUAAGAAAAUGUCACAAGAUUCAGGCAUUGCUCGGCAUAUUGAACUGAUCCAAGAAUUGGAAAUGCCUGAUUCUGCUACCUAUAUCACCUCUUCCCCCGAUGGCCAAUAUCUUUUUACUUUGGGCAGAUAUAAGCCCAGAGUUAAAUGCUACGAGCUUGGUAACUUGUCCUUAAAAUUUGACCGUUGUGUGGAUUACCUUCCGUAUCGAAUGGAGAUUUUGAGCGAUGACUAUUCCAAAUUUGUAUUACUUGAAGAGGAACGCUGGGUUGAUGUGCAUGCCGCUGGUGGACACUUUUUCAAGUUCCGGAUUCCCAAACCAGGAGUCGAUAUAGCCUACUCUCCAUUCACAUGCGAUUUAUUUAUCGCAUCGUCACGCAGUUCCAUCUACCGAAUGAACUUGCUCGAGGGUCGAUUUAACACACCUCUUGUCAGUUCACACUUGGACGGCACAGCCCAUGGUUUUACUGCUUCCGCGUACGGGAAAGAACACAGUCUUUUGUUGGCAUCUUCUUCUCUAGGUCGGGUUGAUGGAUGGGAUGCAAGGACAGGUGAAUGUGUAUUUGGGAUGAACGUCUCGGAAUAUGCUCCCCCGCCAGAAGAUGUCCGUGAUCCGUACACAGGGAAACGAAAAUCGGGUACGGGCAGUGUAACCUGUCUCAAGUACAAGGAUUCCUUAAAUGUUGCCGUUGGGACUGUGGAUGGCAUGGUUUAUUUAUAUGAUUUGCGACAGAAUCGCCAGCCCUGGCACAUCCGUGAUACAGAAUUUCGGAAACCUGUAAAAACUGUCGAGUUCUGCGAAGAUAAACUAAUUGCGCUGAUGCCACAUUGUCUAAAGUGCUGGUUCAUUGAAAAUGGGAAGAUCUUUGUUGGCUUUGAUACCGGGCGUGCUGAAUGCAACUGGAUGCACCACUUUGCUAAUAGUGGUCUCAUCAUGCUCGCUAUGGAAUCACCCAAGAUUUCCACCUAUUUCAUCCCUUUGUUGGGCGAGGCCCCUUCUUGGUGUAGUCAUUUGGAUCGGCUGGUACUUGAGUGUGAACCAGAUGUUACUACUAUGUACGACGGAUAUAAGUUUGUAACACGUUCUGAACUGUCUGAACUGGGGAUGUUGGAACUGAUUGGAACUCAGUUUUUGCGCGCCUAUAUGCAUGGAUACUUUGUUUCCACUCGUCUUUACAAUAAAGUCAAGGAAAAACUUGGAUUGCUAUCAGAACCUUCCCCCGCUCCUCUCAAACCGGCUCCUUCUGCUUCCACUAGAACAAAGCAUGAUGUUGAUUUCAACGAGGAAUUAUUGGAAGCAGCUGUUGACACUCGUUUUGCCAAACUAACGAAACAUCCAAAAAUGACGUUUAACGUGAACGACGAGGAGUCAGAUCUAAUGCGUAUUCAUCAAGCAAGACUUAUCAAGAAGCGGAAGAGGAAAGCGUUGCGAAAAGAUCGAGCUCAACGUGCUCAGGCUUUGGUGACACAAAUGAAUCGCGGCCGUCGUCGUGGCGGACCAGGUUUGACAGGUCUUAGAGACGGAGUGAAGCGACGCCUGUUUGACCCUCACUCAGUCCCAACCAAACCGGAUGCAAAAUACGAGGUCAAUCGCUUGGUUCCUCUGACCUCUACUAAACCUCUGGUGCAUAGUUUGCUCAGUCUCCGAGCUUCCGCUGCUUCUGGUGACUCCUCAGUCAUCGGGACGCAAGAGGAGGAGCAAAGUCAUUCUGACAAGCUUCGGAAAAAUUUGUUCAAAUCAAAAGCCAUGCUGCAGCUUGCCUUCCGCAAUGGUCCAUUCUACCAUACACUGCCAGAGCGCUCGGAGGGCAUCGACCUGGCGCGAACAUUUCAUGGGGCGGAUAGCUCUAUGAAGGAAAACACUGCAGUAUUACUGUCACAUCUAUUGUUGGCACACGAGGAUAUCAAGCAGUGGGGAGACGGUGAGCUGUUGAAGGACGUUGAGAAUCCAGACUCGUGGUACCCUAAGGAAGUAGUUCAGUUCACAAAAUUCAGCAAGAAAACUUUGGCUCGCCAGCGGGCUCGAAAAAGGCUAACCGAACAACAGACAAUCGCUAACAGGACAGUAGAAGCAGCGGUCAAGUUUUCCACUGAAGGAGCGGUGGAGGAUACAUCCGUCCAGCGUGAUGUUGAUGAGGUUUUGCAGCAGGUGGAAGGUGAACUUGCCGAUGUCGUUGAACCGGACAAAGCUGAUCAAGAUUCUGAAGCGGACUCGGAUGAUGCGCGUUGGAAUGGGGAUGUAAAUGUCGAAGGCGAUGGAGAUGACAUAGAUGACGAGGAAAUCGACAACGACUAUUGUCAGGCCUACUUUGAUAACGGCGAAGGUGACCUCAGCGACGAUGCCCUUGGUGGUGACGACGAAGAUGGUGGUGGCAGCAGAUACUUUGACUGACAACAUACUCGAAAAUUAUUCUGUGUAUAUGUAUAUAGCUAUUCAAAUUGAAAUACAUCACCUCAUGGUCUACACACGAAAUGUUAGCUGAUCUGAUAUUUCUGUUUUUGACUCCGAU
This is a messenger RNA of Opisthorchis viverrini, 2689 nucleotides long. RefSeq lists its product as hypothetical. The record is from RefSeq and is a predicted model, not a curated record. Gene Ontology annotation, molecular function: protein binding. Gene Ontology annotation, cellular component: nucleolus; small-subunit processome; 90S preribosome. The transcript has 6 exons. Gene Ontology annotation, biological process: maturation of SSU-rRNA from tricistronic rRNA transcript (SSU-rRNA, 5.8S rRNA, LSU-rRNA). Bases 49 to 2571 code for a protein of 840 amino acids. Lineage: Eukaryota; Metazoa; Platyhelminthes; Trematoda; Opisthorchiida; Opisthorchiidae.